Fusarium vanettenii 77-13-4 is the source of this 1782-nucleotide messenger RNA. RefSeq lists its product as uncharacterized. Bases 1 to 1782 code for a protein of 593 amino acids. Gene Ontology annotation, molecular function: FMN binding; flavin adenine dinucleotide binding; NADPH-hemoprotein reductase activity. The record is from RefSeq and is a predicted model, not a curated record. The transcript has 4 exons. Lineage: Eukaryota; Fungi; Ascomycota; Sordariomycetes; Hypocreales; Nectriaceae. Gene Ontology annotation, cellular component: cytosol.
AUGGCCGUUCAGGACAGGACCGUGCUCAUCCUCUACGGGUCAGAGACUGGCAAUGCUCAGGACGUGGCCGAGGAGCUUGGGCGAGUCUGCCAGAGGCUCCACUUCAAGAGCCGAGUUGAGGAGUUGGACGCGGUAGAUCUGAAUGCCCUCUUGCAGCAUAGGUUUGUGAUAUUCGUCAUAUCAACCACCGGUCAGGGUGAUAUGCCACACAACUCGCUCCUCUUCUGGAAGAGACUGCUCCGCAAGAAGCUGCCCCCAGGAUGUCUGUCUUCUGUUCAGUACACAACCUUUGGUCUGGGCGAUAGCACUUAUCUCAAGCGCUUGGAGCAACUUGGCGCUACAACUUUCAUUGAAUCCUUUGAGGCUGAUGAACAGUUUCCUGAUGGAAUUGACGGCAGCUUUGUUCGCUGGUCCGAAACCCUCUCCAAACACCUCCUGGAGCACCACCCUCCACCAUUUGGUCUCAAGCCCAUACCCGACAAUGUUAUCCUCCCUGCCAAGUGGUCUCUUAGCAAUGCCUUGGAAAAUAGCCAAGUUGUCAACGGCCACUAUUCGCCGCAACUCUCAGAGUUACCUCCUGCCUCACUACUCCCCAUUCCCAACGGCUGGACCGCCACUCUAGCCGACAACGUCAGACUUACGCCCGAAACUCACUGGCAGGAUGUUCGACUUGUCUCCUUUGACAUACCCAGGCGGGAGGGAGUCAAACUCCAGUGUAAUCCAGGGGACUGCCUCACCGUCUACCCCAAGAACUUCCCCCAAGACGCUCAGAAGCUCAUCACCCUCAUGGGUUGGGAUGACAUCGCCGACAGGCCCCUCGACCUAUCCCUCUGCGACUCCCUCCCGCAGAAUCUCUACAUAGACCCCAAGUGCACACUCAGGGAGAUUAUCCUCAACAACAUCGACUUCACCGCCAUCCCUCGGAGGUCCUUCCUAAAGAGCAUGUCCUACUUCUCCACCAACCCCGACCACAAGGAGCGUCUCCUCGAGUUCACUAUGACCGAGUAUCUCGACGAGUAUUUUGACUAUGCCACACGAUCUAGGCGGUCGAUCCUUGAGGUCCUUGAGGAGUUCACGUCGGUCAAGCUCCCGGCUGAGCGUGUCCUUGACAUCUUCCCCCUUAUUCGCGGCCGGGACUUUAGUAUUGCCAACGGCGGGAUUAAACUGAACCAUCCAACCGAUGAGAAUAUCACCCGCGUUGAGCUCCUCGUCGCCUUAGUCAAGUACCGCACAAUCCUCCGCAAACCUCGCCAAGGCCUCUGCUCUCGCUACCUGGAGAACCUCCCUGUAGGCUCCUCUCUAACCGUAACCCACAAGCCUGUCCUCUCCCCCAUCCACGGCCCGCAAAACGCCCAGCGUCCCCUCGUCGCUAUCGCUACUGGCACCGGCCUCGCCCCAAUCCGGGCUCUCAUCCAUGAGCGCCUGACCCACCCCUCGCGAGCGCCCAUGCACCUCUUCUUCGGCAACCGAAACCGCGAUGCCGACUACUUCUUCCAUGACGAAUGGGACGCUGCCGUGCGUGAUGGGAACCUCGACGUAUUUCUUGCUUUUUCGCGAGACCAAAGAACCAAGAUUUACGUCCAAGACCUCCUACGUGAAGAGGCGAAGCGUCUGGAGGGUCCGAUAAUGGACAAUGGCAUCUUCUGCGUUUGCGGUGGCUCAACCAAGAUGGCAGAUGCAGCCAAGAGAGCCGUCUUUGAUCCCUUCUCAGAGGGCGCCGAGGAUGUCGAGGAACGCAAAAAAGUCUUGUCCACGUUGACGUGGUGGCAAGAGAUCUGGUAG